GAAAGGAAGAAGGAAAGGAGAAGGAUAGGAGAGGGAACAGAGAGAGCGUGCAAGAGAGAGAGAGCGACCAGGAAAGACACACACACACACACCUAGAGAAAGAGAGGGUGAGGGCAAGUGCAAUGGUGUUGGGAGUCAGGUGUGAUACAAAGGUCACAGGUUGUUGCAUGUUGCGGGGAGUGGUGGUGGUGGUGAGGAGCUGAGUUUAUAGAGGGGUCGUUUACUCACACAGUAAAUUCUGCAGUGCUCAUUUAACACUUAGAGAGCUGAUUUGACCUCAUAUGGACUUAAAUGAACACUCUAAGUGUUGAGUUAACACCGCAACAUUUACUGUACAGGUGAGCAGGUGAGUUUAUAGAGAGGGAUCGUUUGCUGUCUGACCAGUCAGAGUGCGAGGACGAGACAAGGACCCUACCUCGCCACGGUUACACUCCACUCAGCUGUGAUCAACCCACGUCUGCUCGGCUGCCUCGGACCCUUCCAAACACACACACACUCACGCUGACACUCGCCCGCUGCACUCCAAUGGAAAAGCAUGACCCGAACGACCCCCCUCCCCCCUACUACACGGUGGCGGUGCAUGCGCAACCCCCCCUGCGGCCCUACGAGGAGAUCGUCUAUGGCAACGCACUCGGGAUGCCCCCCCCCGGGAUGGGGAUGCCCCCCUAUGCACAUCCUCACUACAUCCCCCAGCAUACACCUGUGAUCGCCACCCGCGUCACACAACCACACCUCCCGCCCCCUAAGGCUCAUAAGAAGCAGUGCUGUGGUGGCUCGUCUCAGUGCUACGGGGGUUCAGGGGGUGCCGUGGUUCUGCUGGCUCUGCUCGCCGUCGCCAUCUGGCUGGGGGUGCAUUAUGGGACGCGGUUGGCUACGGAGGCUCUGCUGCAGGGCCAGGGCAGUAAGGGUUCGGAGCCCCCCUCAGGCACGGCCACACCAGAUACCUGCUCCAAUACCACUGUACUGUGUGAUGGCCACCAAGACUGCCAACAGGGCAGCGACGAGACCAACUGUGUGAGGUUCGGUACAGACGGUAGUCUGCGUGUCAGGACGUCGUUGGAUGGCCGCUUCCUGCCCAUGUGCUAUGAAGGCUGGGACAAGAGCUUUGCUGACAGGACCUGCGCACAGCUGGGAUUCAGACAGUCAUAUCAGGUGAAUCCCCUGGCUGGCCAGUCAUCCAAAGCUGUGAUCCUGACGGGCAAAGGCGGCUCAGGACCCCUACAUGGCAACGUCAACGUCAGCUCUAGCUGUCCCAGGAAUCAGAUCGUUUCUCUGCAGUGUGUGAAGUGUGGUCGGCAGCAGUCCACCUCCAGGAUCAUAGGGGGCAGUAUUGCCAAAGUGGGCCAGUGGCCGUGGCAGGUCAGCCUGCACUUCCUGGGCUCCCAUGUGUGCGGGGGCACCAUCAUCUCCCCGGACUUUGUAGUGACAGCAGCACACUGUUUCCCCAGGUCAGUGCUUAUAGCGCGUAACUGGCGUGUGUAUGGGGGCGUGGUCUCCCAGAGGAACCUGCCCGCCCCCUUCCUGGUCAAGCAGAUCCUGCGGCACGAGGCCUACAGCCAGGUCACCAACGACCACGACAUCGCACUGCUCAAGCUGGCCACGCCCCUCACCUUCAACUCUGCCAUCCAGCCCGCCUGCCUCCCCGCUUGGGAUCAGUCCUUCAGCCAUGGGGACCGCUGCUGGACCUCUGGCUUCGGGACCACAGAGGAGGGAGCAGCCCGUAGCUCCCCAGACCUGAUGGAGGUGACGGUGGACAUCAUCGAGCCGCGCGUCUGCAACAGCAGUAGAGUGUACUCAGGACAGGUCAGCAGGAACAUGAUCUGCGCAGGAGACCUGGACGGGGGACGAGACUCAUGCCAGGGUGACAGUGGGGGUCCGUUGGUGUGCCAGACGGGAGACCAGCGCUGGUACCUGGCCGGGGUGACGAGUUGGGGGGCGGGCUGCGGACGCAAGGACAAGCCUGGAGUUUACAGCAGCACGACCAGCUUACUGCCAUGGAUAUACAGCAAGAUGCAGCAAGAAAGACCAUAAGCCUCCUCAACCAUUCCUGAAGUAGACCGCUCCCACACCCCCACCCCACCCCACCCCAAAACUGAACCAAAAAUCUCCCGACCGUGAGACCAUGACCGACUCGGAUGGACUGACUUCUCCUCUGGACUCUGCUGUCUUCUCGCACCAGCGGACUGGACCGGACCGGACACACAGACAGACACACACACACACACACACACACACACACACACACACACACACACACACACACACACACACACACACACACACACACACACCACACACGCACACACACACACACACACACACACACACACACACACACACACACACGCAAACACCACACCACACACACACACACGCACACACACACAAACACCACACACACACAUCACACAAACACCACACCACACACACACACACACACACACACACACACACACACACACACACACACGCACACACAAACACCAAACACACACACCACACACGCGCGUGCACACACACACACACACACACACACACACACACACACACACACACACACACACACACACACACACACACACACCACGUCUUCUCAGCCCAGCAGACCAGACCGGACACACACCACACCACACCACACCACACCACAGCACAGCACAGCACACCACAGCA
Messenger RNA from Engraulis encrasicolus (European anchovy), 2670 nucleotides. RefSeq names its product transmembrane serine protease 13a (gene tmprss13a). Gene Ontology annotation, cellular component: membrane. Bases 526 to 2031 code for a protein of 501 amino acids. Gene Ontology annotation, biological process: proteolysis. The transcript has 13 exons. The record is from RefSeq and is a predicted model, not a curated record. Gene Ontology annotation, molecular function: serine-type endopeptidase activity; protein binding. Lineage: Eukaryota; Metazoa; Chordata; Actinopteri; Clupeiformes; Engraulidae.